CUCUACAGUUCUGUACACCCUUUGGAACUUUAACCAAAUCUCUCUCUAUGUGUAUCUGUUUUCUUCUCUUUGACGGUUCAUUUUAUUGUUACCUUUAACACCUCUCCAGUUCUCCAGUUUCACACUUCAAACUCCUUAUUAUAGCCUAACUUUCCAGCUUCAGCCCGCCCAUAUCUCCAAAUAUCCAUGUUUAAAUCCCACCUUAAUACUUGCUUCACUUUUCAGCUAUUGCCAGGGCAACCUCAGGGGCUUAUUUUUCUUCUUCUUCUUCUUUACAUUUUUUCAUCAUCUGAAACUUGAAGCGUGCUUCUUCAGGGACUAGAAAGAUGCCACCGAGACCCAAGUUACAAAACCAUGGUCUUUCACUUAAUACAAUACUCUUCUCAAUUCUGGUGAGUCUGUUUAUGUGCAAGGCAAUUAGUUUAGCGGCUGUUUUUGAUGAUAAAGAUGCUUUAUUGCAUUUCAAAUCUGCUAUUGCUGAAGACCCUUUAGGGUUCACUUCUAGUUGGAACCCAAAUGAUAAAGACCCUUGCUUUUGGCAUGGUGUUACAUGUGACCCACUUGCAGGUCGAGUCAUUAGCCUUAAUCUUUCUUCUAACCUCAAUUCUACAUGUUCUAUACUUUCACUUUCUACAUCACCAACAACUGUAGCGGCUGGUCAAGUUGGAGGUAACUUUUCUUUGCUAUAUCCUUGUUUGCAUGUUGGUGCUGAUGACAAGAAUUCUUUUGCUAAAUUGAGAGGUAAAUUAUCUCAUGCUAUUGGCUAUCUAACAAAGCUUAGAGUUUUAUCACUUGGGUUCAAUGGAUUCUUUGGUGAGCUGCCAUUGGAGAUUGGAAAGCUUAAUCUUUUGGAAAUUCUUGAUUUAGGUUUUAAUGCUUUUCAUGGUCCUAUACCAGUCACCUUAAAGAACUGCACUGCAUUGAGGGUUAUUAAUCUUUCUGGGAAUCAAUUGAAUGGAACAAUUCCUGCAAUUUUUAGGCAAAUUAAAAGUUUGCAAGUUGUUGACUUUUCUUUUAAUAAGUUGAGUGGUGAAAUUCCUGAGGAAUUAGGUGAGAAUUGUGGGAGUAUAGUGCAUCUUCAUCUUGCAAGUAAUGGACUUUUGGGUUCAAUUCCUUCCAACUUGGGGAAUUGUGGUGAGCUUAAGUCUUUGAUACUGUCUUCUAAUAUGUUGCAAGGUGAUAUUCCUUCAAGUCUUGGUAAACUUGAGAAUCUUGAAGCACUGGACUUGUCUAGGAAUUUCUUAAGUGGGGUUGUACCACCAUCUUUGGGAGAUUGUAAGCAGUUGAAAUUGCUUGUGUUGAAGAACAACUAUGGUCCCCUGUUUUCAAGGAAAGACUCUAGCUUGACAUUUCAGCAAGAGGACGAUGGAGUUGGAGAGGAGGAUUUUAAUUAUUUUGAGGGGGAACUACCUGAGAGAAUUGUAGAACUUUCCACUGUCCAUGUUCUUUGGGUGCCAAAUGCGAAUUUGGAGGGCAUUUUCCCUAAAACUUGGGGGUCGUGUUCUAACUUGAAAAUGCUGAAUGUAGCACAGAAUUUCUUGACUGGACAAAUACCUGUGUCCUUUGGUGAGUGUAAGAACUUGUACUUCCUUGAUUUGAGCUCCAAUAACUUGACCGGUUUGCUUCCAGCAGAAAUUUCUGUUCCAUGCAUGGUCGUGUUCAACAUCAGCCAUAAUUCCUUGUUUGGGAACAUUUCAAGAUUUUCUUAUGGUGAGUGCUCUAAUAGUUCAGUGAAUCUGUCAGUGUCAUAUGUGGACUUGGUUGGGUUCUACUCUUCUUUCUUUUAUAGGAACGCUCUCAUGAAUGUUGGUCCUUUCUCCUUUUCCUCAAGUGAAUUUGUUGUAUUGCAUGAUUUCAGCAGGAAUCAAUUCACUGGCUCAGUUCCUCCCUUUUUUAUUUCUUCAUAUUGUUUGUCUGCUAAGCCACAUUAUGGUUUCUGGUUGAAUGGGAACAAUUUUGAAGGUAAUCUUUCAGCAUAUUCUUUUGAUCCUUGUCCAAGGUUGGAUGGUUUGAUCUUUGAUAUUAGCAACAACAAGAUUGUAGGUGAACUUCCUCCAGACAUAGGCAGCACUUGUAGGUGCUUGAAAAUUUUGAGUUUAGCAAGCAAUGCAUUUGUUGGUUCAAUUCCUACAUCAUUCACUAACAUGCAUUCUCUAAUUAAGCUUGACCUCAGUGAAAACAGAUUGCAAGGUCCUAUUCCAUCUUAUAUUGGAGUGAUGAAGAAGAUGAGGUGCCUUUUACUUUCUAAUAAUAACUUUACUGGUGCAAUACCUUGGGAUUUAGUUCAACUGUUGUCAUUAGAGGUUUUGGAGCUUUCUUCAAAUUCCCUCUCAGGAGAGAUACCAGCUGAUUUGGCGAAGCUCAAGCACCUUAGUAUUCUACGGUUAGAUCAUAACAAGCUCACAGGGCAGAUACCCUUUGGCUUUAGUAACAUGACUACACUUUCAGUAUUCAAUGUUUCUUUCAACAAUUUGUCUGGAUCUAUCCCUCUGAAUUCAAAUUCAAUAAAUUGUGAAAGUGUGAAAGAAAAUCCUAACCUUCAUCCUUGUCACACUGAUCAAUCAUCCUCUGAAAUGGAGCGGCGGCACUUUGGUAAUAUUUCACAACAAGGAGCUUAUUCUCCCAUGGAAAGCAUACAGAAAAACGACAGUCAGUUCAGUCCAAUAGAAAUUGCCUCCAUCACGUCUGCUUCAAUAAUUUUUUCUGUCCUCAUAGCCUUGGUUUUCCUCCUUAUAUGCAUGAAGAAAUUUGCAUGCAAUUCUGUAUCAGAUCAAGUUUCAGGUAGAAGAGAGGUGGUAACUUGCAACAGCAUUGGUGUACAGCUGACAUAUGAAAAUGUUGUUAGGGCCACUGGUUGUUUCAAUCUCCAAAACUGCAUUGGUAGUGGAGGUUUUGGGGCAACAUACAAGGCCGAAAUCACUCCAGGAGUUGUGGUUGCAGUCAAGCGGCUCUCAGUUGGUAGGUUUCAAGGUGUUCAACAGUUUGCUGCUGAGAUCAAGACUCUUGGACGGGUGCAGCAUCCAAGUCUUGUAACUCUUAUAGGUUACCAUGUUAGCGAGGCUGAAAUGUUCCUGAUUUAUAACUACUUGCCGGGUGGCAAUUUGGAAAAAUUCAUUCAGGAGCGAUCAAGGAGGAAACCAGAAUGGAGUAUGCUACACAAGAUUGCUCUGGAUAUAGCACGUGCCCUUACUUAUUUGCAUGAUGAUUGUGUCCCUAGGGUAUUGCACCGUGACAUCAAGCCAAGCAACAUUCUUUUGGAUAAUAACUUCAAUGCAUACCUAUCUGAUUUUGGCCUUGCUAGGCUUCUUGGCACUUCUGAAACUCAUGCAACUACUGAUGUUGCAGGAACUUUUGGAUAUGUAGCCCCUGAAUAUGCUAUGACAUGCCGCGUCUCUGACAAGGCAGAUGUGUAUAGUUAUGGCGUUGUUCUUCUGGAAUUAUUGUCUGACAAGAAGGCUUUGGAUCCAUCCUUCUCUUCCUUUGGAGAUGGUUUCAACAUUGUGACGUGGGCAAGCAUGCUUCUUGGGCAGGGUCGAGGCUGUGAGUUUUUUACCGCUGGCCUAUGGGAUUCUGGACCUCAACAUGAUUUGAUUCAGGUGCUUCAAUUGGCUGUUAUGUGUACCGGUGAAUAUCUUUCAUCGAGGCCAUCUAUGAGGCAAGUAGCCCAAAGGUUGAAAACGAUUCAACCUCCGACAUCUUAGGAAUUUUUUUUUUUUUCUUUCAAGAUGUCUCUUCUGCAAGUCAUCAAUAUAAUUGCAAAGCCAAUGUUUUCUUAUUUUUCAUUGAGUUUAGUACAUUUCUUGUAAAGAACACAUCAAAGUUAUUCCCGGGAGACGUUUUAAUAAAAAAUU
Durio zibethinus is the source of this 3851-nucleotide messenger RNA. RefSeq names its product LRR receptor-like serine/threonine-protein kinase RPK2. The record is from RefSeq and is a predicted model, not a curated record. Gene Ontology annotation, biological process: protein phosphorylation. Lineage: Eukaryota; Viridiplantae; Streptophyta; Magnoliopsida; Malvales; Malvaceae. Gene Ontology annotation, molecular function: protein binding; ATP binding; protein tyrosine kinase activity.